UCAAAGCAUUUGUAGCGUCAAGUGGACUGCAGCCUCAUUCUAACUAUUGCACUAGUGCAGCAGUAUAGGAAUAAAAAACAAACCUAUAGAAACUGAAGGAGAGAGGAGAAAAAGACAGAAUGACACUUCACUUGUUCAGUGAAUUGAGGUUAAGUUCUCAUUGACAUGUGCGACUCGUGUGAGCCUACGUUUGACUCGGUUUGACAGCACUAAGGAAAUGUGAUAACCGAAAAAUCAAUAAGGAAGUCCGCAGAUUUAAACGAUAAAUAGACAUACAGUAUUGCUGUUUAUUAUACAUUCAAAUGAAUUGAAAAUGAAUGACGAGGAGGCAAGAUUCCCGAAUGAGGAAGAGAACGAGUUUUACUUCGAAUCCGAUCACCUAGCACUGAGGGGUAACAAGGAUUAUAACGCUUUCUUGAAAACGAUAGUUAUUCUCGAGGCUCAGAGAGUUCAAGCCAUAGAAGAUCUGGAUAAGCUUAUGUCCGUGCGUGCCGAGGCAAUGAAGGAUCCGAUAUCGUUUGUGGCACGAUUACAAAACGAUGAUCUUCCGCAGCUACCUGGUCCACAGAAAAUUGCGGAGGUUCCCUAUGUCGACUGGUCGCAAUACAAUGUUACAUUGCCAGAUAUACGCAUGAGGCCGAAAACUCGUCACAAACAUGUGCCUCAAGUGCAAAUAAAAACUGAACAGGAAAAUGAGAAGGUUUUAGUCAGAGGUCGUGCCUUUGAUGAAAGUAAGCCUGAGACGUUCAAUCAACUGUGGACAGUGGAAGAGCAAAGGCGACUGGAGGAGCUAUUAGUCGAGUAUCCACCAGAAGAAGUAGAAAUGAGGCGUUGGACCAAGAUAGCAAAUGCAUUAGGUAAUCGAACCCCUAAGCAAGUAUCCAGCAGAGUUCAAAAGUACUUUAUUAAGCUUCUGAAGGCAGGUUUGCCUAUACCAGGCAGAGGACCAAAGCUGUCAUCAAAAUUGGAUGUCAAGAAAAGUUUUACUCAUAAACAGCGUAACAAUCACUUAUUAUUUAAACGUUCGACCUUCUUUCCACAUCAAGAUAUUUCUUUUACUUUGGAUGAAAGUAAAGAACAGCCUCUAGCAGAGGAAUCUGAGGAUGAUACACCAAACGGAGGAAGCGAUGAUAAUCCCGAAUUAAGACAGAUCAAUUUAUUGCGACAAGUGAAGGCUGAAAAGGAACAGGAUUCUCCGAUAUACAAACACGUUGGAUACAAAUGUACAGUGUGUGAUGAAGAACCUUUAAGGGGUACCAGAUGGCAUUGCUCAGAAUGUCAUAGUGGAAUUGAUUUAUGUGGUGAUUGUGCAGUGGCACAAUUGGAAGAAGAAAAUCCCUUACAUGAUCCAUCCCAUAAAUUAAUUCCUAUAAAACCACCACCAUGUACUAGAAGUUAUGACUUAGAUUAUUUUCCACAAAAUUUUAGCAAUUCUUCUUAUAAUUAUCUCGAUCCAAAUUUUCUACCCGAAUGAUUUAAAUAGAUAUAUUUCUUCCACAUAAAAUAUAUACAAUCAGAGAAGAACCUGAGAGCAGUCAUCGCGUUGUUCUAAGUGUUUUAAUCUAUCAGCGCCUUUAUGUUCACAAAAUGUGCACAUUGAACUACGUAUUCAAAUAUCUCUGAAUCCCGUAGGUAAUGUGCAUGAUUUUUUGGGUUUCUUCUAUACUAUGUCCAUGUUUAUUUGGUUCUGUUUCAUGCUAUACCCGUAAAUUUUACAAUUACAUGCAUUCAUAUUUUAAAUCUGUUUUAUGCAAAUGUACAUAAUCGUGUUCUAUAAAUGUGCAAUACCACAUG
Molecule: messenger RNA, 1794 nt
Organism: Monomorium pharaonis (pharaoh ant)
Lineage: Eukaryota; Metazoa; Arthropoda; Insecta; Hymenoptera; Formicidae
Gene: Atac1
Product: ZZ-type zinc finger-containing protein 3
Exons: 5
Coding region: 314-1474 (386 amino acids)
Molecular function (GO): zinc ion binding
Source: RefSeq, a predicted model, not a curated record